AUGCCAGCCGCACCCAGCUCUUUGCCCUCCGCUUCCGCCCCAUUCCUGGCUGUACACCCAUCUGGCUCCCUGCUCGGCCCCUUCUCUCCAAAGCGCUGGCUGGCAUCCUCGUCCUCUCAUCUUAACUCGCUCAUCUCUCCGUCUUACCUUCACCACCAGCACUACUACCACCACCACACCAGCUGCUCUCGCGUCUACCAACUGGCAUCGCCUGCGUCGCUCACACCUGACAGUCUCAUCCACACCACCACCUUGGAGCUCACCUCGGAGCUACCUGCUGCGUCUGCCAACCGCCAUAGCCCACCGGCUCGCUCAAGCGCACUCCGACAUCGACCAUCCCGUGUCUCUUUCAAAAUGCUUGCUUCUUCCUUGAAUCUGCAGCCCAAGUCGGCCCUCGAGCACGUGGCGGGUCCCACUGCUCAGGACGCCUGGAAUCCCGCCGACGACAUGGAGUGCGACGACGACGACAUUCGUGCCGCUGCCAACCUCAAGCGCAGCGCCCUCGCUCACAACGUCAUGACCAACAUUGCCUCCUCCCAGUCCACCCACUCAAUCGCCUCCUCAAGCAGCUCCGCCGACCUCGACCUCGAGCCCGAGCUCAGCCAGUCGCUCGGCUCCGUCUCGAGCUUCGACCUGCGCACUCCGCUCAAGCCUAGCCUCGCAGCCAACCACCUCUACGACCCCAGCGAGUCCUUCAGCGUGCUCGGCCUGCACAAGCACGUCCUGCAAGCUCCCCGCCCCAGCAAGAACCUCCUCGCCGAAGCACUCGCAGCCAGAAAGGUUCGCCCAGCCAAAGACACGGCCAUGGACGAGUCCGCCCCUGCCCCGACCCCCGAGACCAUCGCACCGUCACAGAGCAUCUCGCCCAAGAGCCAAAGCCAGCUUGGCAACCGACCGCUUCCCGGCAACCCCUCUCUGUCCCCACUCAACCGCCCAAAUAGGCCCAAGCUCUCGCUUCCCGUCUUGGCGCCAUCAGCCUUCUCCCGACCCAACUUCCCGCAGACCCCCGGCGGCACUCUCUUCUAUGGCGCGCGAGAUGGCGCGGCCACAGGCGCUCCCGUUAGCCCGUUCCUGCCUCCCACACCUCUCGUUGCCUCGAUGAUGGAGGCCGAGCAGAACAAGCGUCUUGGCGACGGUGACGACGACGCCACCGCGUCCAGAGGCUCGCUCUCGCCCGAGCUCGCGCGCGCCUCUUUGCUCUUCCCCGCCACCACAACCCCACGCCAGCAGAAGCCAGUGCGCGCACCUCUGCAGCGCCACGGCUCCCUCGGCAUGUCGCCCCUCAGUCGCGAGUUUGCGAGUGUGAGCAUGCGAGGCAAGUCCAAGAGCAACGAGCACCCGUCUUCCACUGGAUCGCCCAUCCCGCGUCGAGCGCAGGAGCUCUCGCCUGGCAACAACCCCGGCUCGCCAUCGACGCUGCUCACGCCGCCUUAUUCGCCCCUCACGCUCACCAAGAGCCUGCCCGAGGAGGCAUCGGUCCUUGCCCAGCGCAGAUCGAGCAGCUCGAGCAGCGUCUCGUCCUCGAGUAGCAAGAAGCUGCGCGCCAAGGAGAGCCUGCUUGGCGGAGGCACCGACCUUUCGCGAUCCUUCAGCGCCAACCGCCUCAAGACCAACACGCGCACCAAGGCCGUGCCCAAGCCAUUCAACCUCGACAAGGCCUUCACCACAGGCUCCCAGGGGCUCGACGUCGCUGGCUCGACGCCGCAGCCGCUCUCGGCGCCUGCCAUGAAGAUCAGCUUCGCCGACGACGAGAUCGAGGUCGACAUCGACCAGCGCACCAGCCCCGAGCCCAUCGAGUCGGAGCUGAUCGAGGUGCGCAAGACGCAGUCAGAUGUCGGCCCUUCGGCGUCGACAGCAGUUCCAGACGCGUCGCUGCUGUCGCCGUGCUCGGCGCUCAAGGCACCGGCGAUGGAAAAGUCGUUCAGCGCACCCGUGCCGCCCGCACAGACGGUCUCGGCGCGCCAUCUGGCCGAUUACGAGCUGCAUCCGCGCUUCGCUUCGUCGUACACGCUCGGCGACGAGCUCGGCAGCGGUGGCUUUGGCUUUGUCGUCGCCGCGCGUCGCAACGUCGACGGACUGCCCGUUGCGGUCAAGUUCAUUUUCAAGGACAAGGUGCCUGCGCACGGAUGGGUGCGUGACCCCAAGCUUGGCGUCAUCCCGAUGGAGGCGUUCGUGCUCAAGGUCGUCGACCACCCUGGCGUGGUCAAGUUCAUCGACCUUUUCAACGACCGCAACUUCUUCUACCUCGUCAUGGAGCUGCACGGUACGCCGUGGCAGCCUCCUGCAGCCGAGCCCGUGGUGCCGGAGCCUAGGAAGGAGCUGCGGCCCGCGGCCAUGCAGCGACGCACGAGCUGCGACCUGUUCGAGUGCAUCGAGCAGCACUCGCGGCUGACCGAGGAGCAGGCGCGGUGGGUGUUUGCCCAGGUAGUUGAGACGGUCUGGCACCUCGACCGCAUCGGCAUCUGCCACCGAGACAUCAAGGACGAGAACUGCGUCGUGGACGCCGAGUUCAACGUCAAGCUGAUCGACUUUGGCUCCGCUGUCAUUACGGACGUGCGGAAGCCGCAGCCGUACUUCAACCGCUUCUUUGGCACCAUGACGUUUGCCAGCCCCGAGAUUUUGCAGGGCAAGCCGUACCGCGCACCGCAUGCCGAGAUCUGGUCGCUGGGCGUGCUGCUGUCGAUCCUGCUGAGUGGGCAGUGCCCCUUCCCGGACCCGGCGGCGGCGAUCAAGGGCCGCAUCAGCAAGCCCAAGGGCGCGUGGUCCGCCGAUGCGCUCAACCUGCUCCUGCUGUGUCUCGAGGUGGACCCGGACAGGCGCGCGACCAUCGCCCAGAUCAGGGAUCACCCCUGGGUCCACCGCGCCUGGAAGGAACGUGCCGUCAAGCUCAACGGCGCCCACCCUCAAGCUCCUGCAGCCUCCGCCUCGCUCUAG
Moesziomyces antarcticus is the source of this 2934-nucleotide messenger RNA. RefSeq names its product kinase-like protein. The record is from RefSeq and is a predicted model, not a curated record. The coding region runs from base 1 to 2934 and encodes 977 amino acids. Gene Ontology annotation, molecular function: protein serine/threonine kinase activity; ATP binding. Lineage: Eukaryota; Fungi; Basidiomycota; Ustilaginomycetes; Ustilaginales; Ustilaginaceae. Gene Ontology annotation, biological process: protein phosphorylation; negative regulation of glycogen biosynthetic process; intracellular signal transduction. Gene Ontology annotation, cellular component: cytosol; nucleus; cytoplasm. The transcript has 4 exons.